GGCUGCGGCGGCGGGGUGCAGACCGAUUCCCGUGCCCGCCGCGCCUGUUCGGGUCCGCGGAGGGCCGGCGCCAGCGGCCGGCAGGAUGGACCGCAGCCUGAGGAAUGUGCUCCUGGUCUCCCUGGGGUUCCUGCUCCUCUUCACGGCCUACGGGGGGCUGCAGAGCCUGCAGAGCAGCCUGUACGGCGAGCAGGGCCUGGGCGUGGCGGUGCUCAGCACCCUCUACGGCGCCAUGCUGCUGUCCUCCAUGUUCCUGCCGCCUCUGCUCAUCCGGAUGCUGGGCUGCAAGUGGACCAUCGUCUCCGCCAUGAGCUGCUAUGUGACCUUCUCCCUGGGCAACUUCUACGCCAGCUGGUACACCUUGGUGCCCACCUCCAUCCUGCUGGGCCUCGGGGCAGCGCCGCUGUGGUCCGCGCAGGGCACCUACCUCACGACCGUGGGGAACGCCUACGCGGAGAAGGCGGGACAAAUGGGCAAAGACGUGGUGAACCGGUAUUUCGGCAUCUUCUUCCUCGUGUUCCAGUCGUCCGGCGUGUGGGGCAACCUCAUCUCCUCGCUGGUGUUCAGCCAGACACCCACGCAAGGCCCGGUCUCUGAGGAGCAGCUCGCGUCCUGCGGGGCCCGGGACUGCCUGAUGGCCACGGCACCCGGCAACAGCACCCAGCGCCCCUCCCAGUCGCUCAUCUACACCCUGCUGGGCAUCUACACAGGGAGCGGGGUCCUGGCGGUGCUGCUGGUGGCACUCCUCCUGGACCCCCUGAGAGACCCUCCACAGAGGACCGAAGGUGGGACACCCUCCAUCUGGUCCACCUUGAUGUCGACCUUCAGGCUCCUAAGAGACAGGCGCCUGCGCCUGCUGGUCCUGCUGCCGAUGUACAGCGGGUUCGAGCAGGCCUUCCUGGCCGGGGACUACACGCGGUCCUACGCCACCUGCGCCCUGGGCAUCCACUUUGUGGGCUACGUGAUGAUCUGCUUCUCGGCCACCAACUCGCUGUGCUCCGAGCUGUACGGGAAGGUGUCCCAGUACACGGGCAGGAUCCCCCUCUACGUGUUCGGCGCGGUCACCCAGCUGUCGUGCAUCAUCGCCCUGCUGCUGUGGAGACCGAGCCCCGACCAGCUGGCCGUGUUCUUCGUGUUUUCUGGCCUGUGGGGCGUGGCCGAUGCCGUGUGGCAGACACAGAAUAAUGCCCUGUAUGGAGUCCUCUUCGACAAGAACAAGGAGGCCGCCUUCGCCAACUACCGCCUCUGGGAGGCGCUGGGCUUCGUCGUGGCCUUCGGGUACAGCACCUUCCUGUGCGUCAGCGUCAAGCUCUACAUCCUCCUGGGCGUCCUGUGCGCGAGCAUGCUGGCCUACGGGGCCGUGGAGGUCCAGGAGGCCCGGAGCCGGGCCCCGCCCCUCGCGGCCGAAGCCCCGCCCGCGGAAGGCGGGGAGACGCAGACGAAGAUGUGACGGCCGCCACUCCCUGCAGGGGGCGGGGCGCCGGCGGGGGCGGGGCGCCUCCGAGGCGGUGGCUGAUUCUUCACCACCUUCUAAGCGAGAGGAGUCCAUUGGAAAGGCAUGAUGUAGUUUUUUUUAAUGUCGUUUUUUCCGAUUCUCUCAAAUGUGCAGCCCCCUCCUCAUUUGCAGAGGUGAAGAAUAUACAUGAAAAAAAUCCGUUAAUUUCAGGUGCAGAAGAAGAAAGUGUAGGGUUUGCUCAGCCCAGCGGAACUUGCUUGGGGGCACAGCACCAGCGGCCCAGACUCAGUUUUGUGGUCGCUGUUGUCCCCAGCCCGGAGCCUAGGUGAAGUGGCGCAGCCCAACUGCACGGUCCCACCAACCGACGUCCGCUCGUCGGCUGGCCAGCUGCCUCCGGGGCCGAGGGCACUGCAGCCAGGCUCGAGUGUGCGGGUUUGAACUUGCAGAGAGAGUGAGGGCCUCUAAAUAAACGCAGUGCUGCCGCGAACCUGC
Molecule: messenger RNA, 1948 nt
Organism: Artibeus jamaicensis (Jamaican fruit-eating bat)
Lineage: Eukaryota; Metazoa; Chordata; Mammalia; Chiroptera; Phyllostomidae
Gene: UNC93A
Product: unc-93 homolog A
Exons: 8
Coding region: 86-1450 (454 amino acids)
Source: RefSeq, a predicted model, not a curated record